AUGAUAAUUCAAUAAUAAUCUUUUAUAUAUAUUGCUUUAUUAGCACUUUUUAAAGCAGUUAUAGUAGCGCAGAGUGUUAAAUAUGAUGAUUCUGAUUUAAGUACUCAAAUUUUAGUUAUUAAUUCAUCUAUGUUUGCAGCAAGCCAUGCUUAUCCUAAUAACACUUAUUACUUAAGCAUAUAUUCCUUAAGUGAUCCAACAAUCAUUAAAGCCUACUAAAUAGAUUCAAUUUGCACUAAUCUUACAAGUAUAGACUAAUUACAAGGCACAUUUGUAAUGCUUACUUAAACUGCGCUCUACUAUUUAGAUUAUAAACAAAAUCCUUUAUCUUUUUCUAACAAAUAUAUUUUUUCUAAAUAAGUUACCUCAGUUAAUACUGCUGAAGGAACAAAAGUUAUUUUGGGAUAUGAAGAUGGAGCUAUUGAAAUUAUUGAUUUUUUUGAUAAUACAUUUCAUUGGUAGCUUAAUGGCUGUACUGAUCAAACUUUUUCUGUGAGUUAUAUUCUAUAGGAUAACAAUAUAGUAGGGCUUUGUAAAAAUAUUCUUAUAAGUUGGGAUAAAACGGUAUUUAGUAUAUCUGGAACUUCUAAAAUUUUCUCACCAUAAACUACAUUUGGUGUGGCCUUAAAAGAUGGAGAUAUUAAUUUUCUAUUUUCAUUUGGAAUAGGAGUAAAUAGAAGAUUUAUGGUAGGAAUAAUUUCUAAUUCUAUAUAAGCCUACUAACUAAACUCUAAUGCAUUUUCUGUAGAUAGUUCUAUCACCUCAGUUUCACUUUCAUCUUAAGCUUAAAUUACUUAUUUUAGAUAAUAGUAAAAUUUGAUAUACUGGAAAACAACUAUUAAUAUAAAAUUGUAUAGAUACAAACAAUUAACUAAGUCUGAUACUUUGACAUCAGUUGUCAAAUGCGCUCCUAUGAUUUCUAGCAUAUUUUCAGAUAGUUUAGACUUUAUAGUCAAUUGUAAUAAUGUAAGUAAUAAGAAUUAAUAUUCUAUUUAAAAAAUUAGUUUCGUACCCUUAAUUUGCAAUCCAGGAUGUACAUCAUGUUAAGAUACUGGACCACCAUAUAAAUGUAAAGAAUGUGAUACAACAAAUAAUUUCAUGCUAAAUGCUAGUGGAGAUUGUGUAUGUAUAAAUAAUUAUUAUUUAGAUACAUUAAAAGGUUAAUGUAUCAGUUGUCCUAUUUAAUGUAACGGAUGUUAAAUUUCUAAUGGAUAGAUAGAGUGUUUAGCAUGCUCUAAUAGUAUAGAUCCAUCUAGCAAGAGGUUAGAUUACACAUAAAGCAAAUUAUGUUCAUGCUAGGAUAGAUUUUAUGAUGAUGGUACUUUGAUUUGCAAAUCUUGUGAUGCGACUUGCCUUACUUGCUUAAAUAAUCAAAAUAAUUCUUGUAAAUCUUGCGACUCAAUUAAUGACCAUAGGCUACUAAAUAUUCCAAAUCAAACUUGUGAUUGUUAAGCUAACUAUUAUGAAAAUAACUCUAAACAAUGUAUUUAAUGCAGUGCAAAUUAAUAUUUUGAUUCAACAAGUAAAGCUUGUAUUAAUUGUCCUAUUUAAUGCAAUGGAUGCUAAAUUUAAAGUGGAUAGCUGAAAUGCUUAGCAUGUAAUAGCAGUAUAACAUUAACUGAUAAUAGAUAUACUUUAUCUUAAGACUAAUUGUGCUCUUGCUAAGAUAGAUUUUACGAUGAUGGUACAUUAACUUGCAAACCUUGUCAUAUUACUUGCUUAACCUGCACAGAUGAAAAAAUAAACUCUUGUAAAUCUUGUGACUUAAAUACUGAUCAUAGAGAAUUAAAUGUUACGAAUAAAACAUGUGACUGCUCAAAAACUUACUAAGAGAAUAGUUAAAUAACAUAAUAGUGCGUUUAAUGUAAUAAUAAUUAAUAUUUUGACUCAAAAAGUAAUACUUGUAUUAAUUGUCCGAUUUAAUGCAAUGGAUGCUAAAUUUCAAGUGGAUAACUGAAAUGCUUAGCAUGUAAUAGCAGUAUUACUUCAAUUAAUAAUAGAUAUACUUUUACUUAAGACUAAUUGUGCUCUUGCUUGGAUGGAUUUUAUGAUGAUCAUACAUUAAUAUGUAAACCUUGUCAUCCUACUUGCUUAACCUGCACAGAUGAAAAAAUAAACUCUUGUAAAUCAUGUGACUUAAAUACUGGCCAUAGGGAGCUUGAUAAUUCUAAUAAAACUUGUAACUGUGUAGCUCAAUUUACAGAAAACUCUUAAUAAAAGUGUGUGUCUUGUCAUCUAACUUGUUUAACUUGUAAAGGAAUAUCAGCCUAAUAGUGUUUAACAUGUGAUUCAAAUAAAUAUAGAAAACCUGAUAUAAAUAAUAGCUGCAAGUGUAUGGAUGGAUUUUAUGAAGAUAACUCAUAUAACUGCAAACCAUGCCAUGUUACUUGCUAAACAUGUAGUGGAGGAUCAGAAAAUGACUGUCUUACUUGUAACGCUAGUAAUAAUCGAGUUAUAAGUUAAACUAAAUGUUUAUGCAGUCCAGGUUAUACAGAAAAUACUUCAAUUACUAGCUCGUGUUAAUAAUGUCAUUAUUCUUGUUUAACUUGUUAUGGACCAAGUAACAAUUAAUGUAAUUUGUGUGAUAUUUAAAAAAAAAGAUAACUUCAAAAUGGAAUUUGCAAUUGUAUUUAAGGUUACUACGAUAAAGGAGUAGCAUAAUGUGAUACAUGUAAUUUGACAUGUGAAUCUUGCAUUGGAGGAAAUACAAUAUCUAAUUGUUUAUCUUGUAGUUAAAGUAACUUUAGGCAUUUAUCUAAUUCUUAGUGUGUCUGUAAUAAAGGGUUUGUAGAGUACAAAUAUUAGCAAUAAAGUUGUUAAUGUGAUACUAAUUAAAACAGGAUACUUAAUAAUAAGGGUUAAUGUGUCUGUUAAGAUGGCUAUUAUGAAGAUAGCACUUAAAAUUGCGUUAAAUGCCACUACAGCUGCUAAACUUGCUUUGGAGGAUCGAGCAAUUAAUGUUUAACUUGCGAGAAUAAAUAUCAAAGGUUUUUGAUCAAUAAUGUCUGUAGUUGCAUAGAUAAUUACUAUGAAAACGGAGUGAGCUAAUGUUAAAUAUGUAGUAAUCCAAAAUGCAAAAUAUGCGAUAAGACUACUUAAGAAUGUUUAGGGUGUUUCGAUUCGUAAAAUAGAUAUUUAGACAAACAAGGAAUGUGUUAAUGCAAAAGUGGCUACAAAGAAGAUUAAAAUAAUUAUUCAAACGUUUGUCUAUUAAAAUGUAUUGAAAAUUGUGAAACUUGUAUGCCUGACAAAAUUUAAUCAUGUUUACAAUGCAAGCAAUAUUUUAGCUUUAAUUAAAAUACUUCUAAGUGCUCUCGAGAUAUGAUUCCUUCUGGCAUUCCAGACAGCAAAGUUUAAGAUGUUUCUAAAUACUCUGGUAUAAGUUCAUACAUUUCUAUAGCAGUUUCUACUACAAGCUCAAUAGCAUUGUCCUUUGUUUCUUAGAAUAAUAUGAUAUUCAAAAUCUUAUUUACGCUUUAAAAAAUUAAUUUUCUAUUAUUGAUUAAUUUUCCUUUUCCUUAAAUUUUAUACUAAUUUCUAAAAUCUAUAAGUGGAACAACUCCAAUAGCAUUAUUAAACAAAAUAAAUAUUUUCCCAUACUUCUUAAAUGAAAACGAAGAAUAGUAUUCUGGACCUCUUUAAGACGGUAAAUUUAAAUUAGAGUAAAUCAAGACCAGCAUAAUUAAUAAUGCAGGUGGAAUGAUACCUGUUUUAUUUGUCUACCUAUUACUUCUGCUUAUAUCUAUUAUUGCAUUUAAAAAGUAGAGAUAAAAAGACAUAGAGUUCUAAAAUCUCUAUAAAGGUUUAUGCCUACCUAUCGAUGCUUAUAUUCAGUAAAAUAAGCAAGGAACUUUUAUAAAGCUUCUAAACAAAUUAAUAGGUUUGUUAACUCUAUAAAUCCAUGAAUUUCUUAGCAUAGUUUUUGUUUUUUCUAUAACUUUGCAAAUAUUAUCCUAUGCAUAUAAUGCAAUAGAUAGUGAUAUUGCCAUGGUUAUUUUAAAAUCGAUCUUUUUUUGCUUUGUAUUCAUUUACUCAAUUGGAUCAUUUUCAUUCUAUGCACAUUUCAUCAAUAAGUUUUUCCUUUAAAAAUAAAGAGAAGAAGUUUCAUCAUACAAGACAUUAAUAGAAAUGAAUCAUAGCAUUUUAAUAAAUCCAAGCUCAAAAAAAGAUUAAGAAAAAUUAAAAUCUGAAAUAGAUCUUGCGUUACCUGAUAUUAUCUUUUAAAGUUACCUUUAAGAUUACAUAAAACUUCUAUUUUUUACAAGAAAUUUUAUAUUUAUAAAUGAUUUUGUAGAAUUGAUAAUUAUCCCACUUUGUAUAAUUGCUCCUUUUUAAAACUGCUUCUUCUAAAUAAUACUAUGCCUCAUUUUCUAGUCUCUUCUAAGUCUUUUUGUUUUAAUAAGAAGACCAAAUUUAAACAACCUUAAUACUAACGAUUAAUAAAAUUUAAAUAUUAUCAGUAUAAAGUAAAAAAUGAAAAAACAAGAUAAGGAAUCAGAAGAUCUUUUAGAUUAAAAAGAAUCUAAUAUGAAUAUUUUACCUAAUUAAAGUAAGAGCUUGUUAGAGUCGAUUGUUUACUAUAAACCAAGCUAAACUCUAAGUAAAUCUGUAAUUUAAAUGACUGCAUUCAAAAUUCAUAAAAAUAAAAUAUUAUAAGCUAAAAAUAUCACUUCUGAUAAUUAAAAAGACCCUUAAAUAUUUAAAUCACAAAAAACAUUUAACAUUUUAAAUAUACUUAAAUGCUAAUUAUAUGAAAAUGGUUUGCCUAGCAGUGGUAAAGUUUUAGUAGUUAAUUCAUAAAACUUUGUAGCAUGUUUCAAAUCAGACGAUAACUAUUUAAAUUUAUACUCAAUAGCAGAAGAAGGAAAAAGAUUAGAUUCCUAAAAGAUUGAUGGAGAGUGCCUAUUCCUAGAAAAUAUGGAUUAUGAAUAAGGGGUCUUCGCAGUAUUAAUAAAAUCUCCGAGUUCAUAAAAAUUAUUUAAAGCUUAAGCUAUUAACAACAAGAUUAAUAUUGAUAAUAUAAAUAUAUUUACCUUACAGGAUAUAACUUCUCUUAAUAGAGCAGAUAACACUAAAAUAAUAAUAGGGGAUGUAAAAGGGACUAUUUUAAUGAAAGAUUUUUAAGAUACAUCUUACAGUGCCUAAUUUAAUGGAUGCGAUAAAUAAGUAUACUCAGUUAGUUAUAUUGAAAAUAGCUCUAUUGUAUUUGGAUUAUGUGACAAAGUCCUAUAUUAAUGGGAUAGAAGCCUUCCAAAAAGCCCACCAUUUAUUUAUAAUUAACAAAAAAAUGUUGGAAUUCCAGUGUAAGGUUCAAUUUCAGCUAAUAGAUAUCUAUUUUCGUUCAUGAUUGGUUCAGACAGAUAUUUGUACGUGAAGUGCUAUAUUAAAUAAUUUGAAAUAUAUACUUUUAAAGGAGACUUUUAGAAGUAAAGUCCUUUAGUAGUUUAAACAUAAAGUUGCUAGAGCUUUAAAUCUUACGGUAAUAUGUUGUUUUGCUUGACACCAAGUAAUAUAAAAUCAUUUUAAAUACUGAACAGCAACAAAAUUUAGCCAGAUACCUAGACUUAAAGUAAAAAGUGUACUCCGAAAGAUUUUUCUUUAGUUUAAGAAUCUAUUGAUGGAAUUUUAUUUUGCUAAGAUUAAAGUACUGUUUAGUUUAAUAUUUAAAAAAUAAACUAUUUACCUAUAAGUUGCAGUAUCUAAUGUCAGGAAUGCAUGGGCUCUAAUUAGUUUGGCUGUAGUUCAUGCAAUAAAGCUUUAAAUUUUGUUCUGAGUAAUAGUUAGUGCGUUUGUGAUAAGGACUAUUAUUUAGAUAAAAUUUAAAAUAGUUGUGUUUCAUGUAAUGAUCAUGUCUCUUAAUCUUGUAAUAAUAGUUGCCACCCUACAUGCUAAAAUUGCAGUGGUAAUUUAGAGAACUAAUGUACAAAGUGUGAUGAAUCAAAAAAUAGAAUUCUAGAUAAUGGCUAUUGUAGGUGUAAAGAUGGAUUUUACAAAGAUGCUUCUAAUAAUUGCUCUGAAUGUAAUAAGUAGUGUAAAACUUGCCAAGGUUCAAGUGAGAAUGAUUGCUUGAGCUGCUAGGAUAACACAAAUAGGGAAAUUAACAAUAAUUAAUGCCUCUGUAAGGCUGGAUAUAUUGAAAAUAGUCCUAAAACGGAAUCAUGUAAAAUAUUAUGCCAUCCAUCUUGUUUAACUUGCAAUGGAAAUGGUGAUAAUUAAUGCACUUCAUGUGAUUCGAGUAAAAAUAGGGUUCUAUCUAAGAGUAAUACCUGCAUAUGUAAUGAUGGAUUUUUUUAAGAUUCAAAUGGAGAUUGUGUCAAAUGUAAUAUUAAAUGUAAGACUUGCACAGGAAGUUCUGAAACUGAUUGUUAAACUUGUGAUGUAGAUAAGAAUAGAAUUAUAAUAGGUAAUUAAUGCAACUGCAAAGAUGGAUUUAUAGAAAAUAACCCUAUCUCAGAUUCUUGCAAAUAAAAUUGCCACUAUUCUUGUUCGACAUGUAAUGGGAUGAGAUCAGAUUAGUGUCUUGAUUGCAAAAAAAACAGUUUUAGAACUUUAAAUAAAAAUAUUUGUGAGUGUGAUGUAGGAUAUUAUGAGGCUGGAACAGAAAUAUGUAAUAUUUGUGAUAUAACAUGUGAAACUUGCUCAAGUGGGGAUUCUAAUUCUUGUAAUUCAUGUGUAGAAAGUAAUUUUAGGAAAAAAAAUGGAACUUCAUGUGAUUGUAUAGAAGGGUAUACUGAAUAUAGCCCAAAAUAAAAAUCCUGCUAAAAAUGUCAUUAUUCAUGUUUAAGAUGUAAUGGAUCUGAUCAAAAUAGUUGCAUAAGCUGUGAUAAUUAAAAUAAUAGAGUCUUGAAUAGUUAAAUGUGUAAUUGUAAGCAAGGGUAUUAUAAUAUUGAUAAUAAUCCUAUUUGUGGAUCUUGUGACAAGACUUGUUUUACUUGUAAUGGAGGUAAUCCUAAUUAGUGCUUAUCUUGUGAUGAUAAAUAAAAUAGAGAACUUGAUAAAAAUGGCAGUUGUAAAUGUAAAGAAGGUUAUAUUUAAGAUAGCUCAGGAAAUUGUGUAAUAUGCCAUAUUACUUGUAAAACUUGUACAGGUAUCAGAGAUGAUGAAUGUCUUUCAUGCUAAGAAAGCAAUUAAAGGAAAUUAGACAACAAAAGCAACAAAUGUGUAUGCAAGUAAGAUUAUUUUGAAAAUAAUCCUAUUUUAGCUUCUUGUUCAUAAUGCCAUUAUUCUUGUGAAACAUGUCAAAAUACUUAAAUUAAUGUUUGUACUAAAUGUGGAGAUAAUUCAAAUAGAUAGCUAAUUAAUGGAAAAUGUGAAUGUUUAGAUGGUUACUAUGAUGAUGGAACAAUUUAAUGCUAACCAUGCACAAACAAGAAUUGUAAAAGGUGUGAUAAAGCCAGUUAAAGGUGUUUAGUAUGCUAUGAUGACUAAAAUAGAGAAGUCGAUGGAUCAGGUAAUUGUAUUUGCAAGAAAGGAUAUAAAGAAAAUGAGAUCAGUACUAAAUCUAAUUGUGUAUUAUCAUGUAGUAAAAACUGUUUGACAUGUGAGUCUUCAAAUCCAAAUUCAUGCUUAACAUGUGAUUAGCAAAAAUAAUUUAUUCUAGACUCUUAAAAGAAAAGCUGCAUUUGCUCACCAUAUCAUUAUUUAAAUUAAUCAGCAUUAUUAUGUAAACCAUGUAUAGAAAAAUGCAUCAAGUGUAGUUCAUCAAAUCCUUUAAUGUGCGAUUAAUGUGAAGAAUUCUAUAAGUUUAAUGAAAGUAGUAAAAAGUGUGAAAGAAGCUAGGUUCCUUCUGACUUUUCAGAGAGCACAACAUAAAAAAUAUCUUAGGCAUCUUAAGCUGCAUCUUAUAUAGCUAUAGGGGCAUCUGCUGGAUGCUCAAUUGCGAUGUCAAUAGUAUAGCCUAAUGCAAACUUUUUGUAGUAAUUUCUAUCAAUCUAAAAAAUAAAUUUCCUAAUGCUUAUAAACUUACCAAUUCCUGAUAUCCUUUAUCAAUUUUGCAAAUCUAUUAGUGGUACAAAUCCUCUAUAUUUGCUUAAUAGUAUUAACUUUUUUCCAAGUCUAUUAAAUGAGAUAGAAGAAUAGUAUUUAGGCACAUUACAAAAUAGCAAAUUUCAAUAAGAAAAAAUAAAAACAAGCAUAAUUGAAAAUAUUGGAGGAAUUUUAAUUGUUUUAGUUGUAACUAACUUAUUUUUUGUAUUUGCCAUUAUGCUUAACUUGAAAAGGAAAUAGCAAGUAAAAAAUUUAUAAGCAUCCCUCAUUAAAAGCUCAUCGAUUAAAUAAAUAAUUAUAAGUAAUGAUGCUAAACAAUCAUAAAAAUAGCCAAGCACUUUUGAAAAUGUAUACAAUAAAAUUGUUACAAUAAUAACCAUUUAAGUUCAUGAAUUGCUGGCAGUUGUCAUAACUUUCUCUCUAACAUUAUAAAUAUUUUCUUUUGCUAACAAAGGUAUGGAUUACUCUUUAGUGAUACUUGCAGUAAAGGGAAUUUUUCUGACAAUAAUAUUAUUUUAUUUCUUAGCUAGCUUCUUUUUUUUCAUUAGAUUUGUGAAUAACUAUUAUCAAUAAAAGAGUAGUCAAAAUUUAUUAUCUCCAUUAACAUAAAAAGAGCUAAAACUCGAAUUCAAAGACAAAUUUGAUAAUAAAAAUGACCCUAAAUUCUAAAUGUAAAAUCCUGAUCUUUCAGAUAUAUUCUUUUAGUGUUACAUAGAUGAUUACAUUAAAAAUUUAAUUAUCACAAGAAAUUUUAAAUUCAUUUAAAUAGCCAUUGAAAAUAUGGUUAUUCCUUUAUGCAUUAUAGUUCCAUUCUAAAAUAGUUUAAUUUAGGUUUUGCUAUGUUUGGGUUUUUAAGUGCUGAAUUUUUUACUGAUAAUAUGGAUUAGACCCUUUAAGCAGAUUCUAAAUAAUAUACAAAUCUUGCUGUUAAAUUUUGCAUGGAUAGCUAUAUUUGUUUUAUAUUUUACAUUGGUAUACUAUAUAAAAUUCAAUAUGGACUUAGAUAAUAUGACUUAAGGCAAUAUUGAUAUUCUUACAAAGAUAAGUACUGGUAUUAUGAUUUGCUGUAUACUUCUUUUAUUCAUCCCUAUGAUUUUUGCAAUAAUAAAGCUAAUAAAAGAACUACCUAGCUUGAUUAAAAUCAUAAAAUAAAAGUUAAAAAUAGAUAAAGAAAGUAAGAAACAGUAACAACUUGACUCUAUAAUGUCUAAUUAAAAUUUAAUAAAUGAAAAUAAUUAAAGUAAUAUGCCGAAUUUAGCUAUUUUUAAAACGCAUAAGAUACCUUCUUAUAUUAAAGAAACCUAAAUAUAGAUGGUACAAAUUAAUGAAAAAGAUGAAAAGAGAGAAAAAAAAAUAUUUGUAUUAAAAAGAAAAUAAUAAAAACUGAAAAAAACUGUAAAUAUUUACAAAUUAACUAUACUAAAUUCUUAACAAGACUUAGACACAAAUAGAGAAAUCAAUGCUGAAACAGAAUAAAACCAAAUAUUUUGUUAUUCUAAGCUCAAUAGACUAAAAAAGCAAAGAACAAACAUAAAUCAUUCAAAAUUCUUGGAUUGA
This is a messenger RNA of Tetrahymena thermophila SB210, 9543 nucleotides long. RefSeq names its product bowman-birk serine protease inhibitor family protein. The transcript is spliced from 24 exons. Lineage: Eukaryota; Ciliophora; Oligohymenophorea; Hymenostomatida; Tetrahymenidae. The record is from RefSeq and is a predicted model, not a curated record. Gene Ontology annotation, molecular function: protein binding.